UUGUCAUCAGUUUUUAUCAAAUUUGACAUAUUUUAGAUGCUGAUUGGGACAAAUUGGCUAGCUCAACUGGAACCUUUGCUCAGUACUUGUGCAAAAAUACUAGGAGUGUACUUCAAUUAUCAUCAAGAAGCAUACAGCACAAAAGGUGUGUACCUUCAUGAUCCAACGGCCAUGCUUGCAGCCAUUAAUCCUUCACUUCUCACUUACACGGAGGGUGCCGUCCGAGUUCAAAGAAACGGCAUCACACGAGGACUAACACUAUUAUACAACAAGCAGAAAAGGUUUGCUGAGAUCACGGAGUGGACGGAUCAACCCUCGGUGAAGGUGGCGGUCGCAGUCGAUGCACCUGCUGUUCUCAAACUGGUUAUGGAGAGGUUGAUGGACUGAUGAUGAGAAUGGUUGUGUUGUGUAUCACUUUGGAUAAAAUUGUUUAGCCCCAAGCCGGCUGCAUCUAGCUGUUAUUGCAUUAAAAAGGAGGUAACAAUUAAUCAAACAC
Hibiscus syriacus is the source of this 496-nucleotide messenger RNA. Its product is annotated as probable uridine nucleosidase 2. The record is from RefSeq and is a predicted model, not a curated record. Gene Ontology annotation, biological process: purine nucleoside catabolic process. Lineage: Eukaryota; Viridiplantae; Streptophyta; Magnoliopsida; Malvales; Malvaceae. The transcript is spliced from 4 exons. Gene Ontology annotation, molecular function: purine nucleosidase activity. Gene Ontology annotation, cellular component: cytosol. Bases 37 to 387 code for a protein of 116 amino acids.